Oenanthe melanoleuca is the source of this 1194-nucleotide messenger RNA. RefSeq names its product glial cells missing transcription factor 1 (gene GCM1). Lineage: Eukaryota; Metazoa; Chordata; Aves; Passeriformes; Muscicapidae. Gene Ontology annotation, molecular function: RNA polymerase II cis-regulatory region sequence-specific DNA binding; DNA-binding transcription activator activity, RNA polymerase II-specific. Gene Ontology annotation, cellular component: nucleus. The transcript is spliced from 5 exons. The record is from RefSeq and is a predicted model, not a curated record. The coding region runs from base 1 to 1194 and encodes 397 amino acids. Gene Ontology annotation, biological process: gliogenesis; regulation of transcription by RNA polymerase II.
AUGCUGAAAGGUGCAGAUGAUUCUGUUAUGGAGCAGGAGGACUCUGCUUCUCAACAUGGAGAAAUGACGAGUUGGGAUAUCAAUGAUAUCAAACUUCCCCAGUAUGUGAACCAGACAGACUGGUUCCAAGAAUGGCCAGAUUCCUAUGUAAAACAUAUCUAUAGCUCAGAGGAUAAAAAUGCUCAGAGGCACCACAGCAGCUGGGCAAUGAGAAACACCAACAACCACAACUCUCGCAUCUUGAAAAAGUCCUGCCUUGGGGUGGUGGUUUGUGGGAAUGACUGCUCUACCUUGGAUGGGAGAAAGAUUUACCUAAGACCAGCCAUAUGUGAUAAAGCCAGGCAAAAACAACAGCGGAAAUGCUGUCCAAACUGCAAUGGACCACUGCGACUCCUUUCCUGCCGAGGCCAUGGUGGCUACCCAGUUACCAACUUCUGGAGGCAUGAAGGCCAGUUCAUAUUUUUCCAGUCCAAAGGAGCUCAUGACCACCCACGUCCAGAAACAAAACUAGAAGCAGAAGCAAGAAGAUCAAUCCAAAAAGCAAAGACAGCUUUUUCUCCACCUUCUCUAAGACUAAAAAGAGUCCAGGAGAUUGAGUCUCUGACAGGUUCAAUGCCAACACAGGUGCCUUCGCUUCUUUCCCCCCCGGAUGCUCACACGCCACCUGCUAAUUUCAGGAGACAUUUAAGCAAAAGCUCGCAGGAGCCGAGGCCGAGCAGCUGCUCCGGGCAGCUUCCAUCCCCAAGGGCAGCCGGGGAGGAUGGUCCCUGCGCGGAGAGAGCGGGCUGGGCCCGAAGCCUGGCCCUCAGCAGGGCCCUCAGCGCCAAGGGGCCGCGCGGCGUCCCCGCUGUGCCCAGCGCAGCCCCUGCUCGCCAGCAGCGCGCCCACCUCAGCGCCCAGCACACCCUGCCCGGGACAAAGGGCUGGGACCCCUUCGGCUGUGAUGUGAGCCCUUUGGCAGAAGGAUCCUGCGGGGAGAAAUCCCCUUUGACCUACAGCGGCAGCCGCCCGGCUCUGCCGCCCUGCGCCGCGCCUCAGGGCGGGCUCUGCGCCAUGGCGAGCGGGGCACAGCCUCGCCCGCAGCUGCUGCCGCCUCCCCGGGAAAGCGGAGGGCUUAGGGGGGCGGGCGGCCACGGAGCCUGUCUCAACUACUGCAACAACGACGUGGUUUUUAACAUGUACCCAUUGCGGUGA